AUGGCUUCCCAACGCCACACCACGGCGAUGGAGUUCCUACAGAGCUACGAGGAUUUCGAUAUCUCCAGAAUGCUGGCUAUCCGGACCGAAUCCUGCACGCACGGCUUCGUCACUUCACUCGGGGAAAACCCGAUCAACACGAACGCCCAGUUUGCGGCCUUCUACGAGCCGAUCCGCCCGCACCUGCGACGCAGUAAAUUCACCGUCAAGCAGAUAAUCGAGGACGACAAGGCAAAUGAAAUUGCCGUUUGGUGUACGGUGGUCAUCGAGUUCGUCAACCCCGCGGUGGCCGCGUAUCAGGGAGAUUAUGCCUUCUUUCUCGAGUUCGACGAUUCUCAGACCAAGGUCGCACGGGUGCGGGAAUUUGUGGAUCGGUUGGGCGCAAACGAAUACUUGGGCCAGGUGGAGGUGGCGAAGAGCCUGAGCGUGGAAUCGAACACGAAGGCUGCCAAUCGGCUGUGA
Rhinocladiella mackenziei CBS 650.93 is the source of this 462-nucleotide messenger RNA. RefSeq lists its product as uncharacterized. The transcript has a single exon. The record is from RefSeq and is a predicted model, not a curated record. Bases 1 to 462 code for a protein of 153 amino acids. NCBI's taxonomy places the organism in Eukaryota, Fungi, Ascomycota, Eurotiomycetes, Chaetothyriales, Herpotrichiellaceae.